This is a messenger RNA of Eublepharis macularius, 4760 nucleotides long. RefSeq names its product DAB adaptor protein 1 (gene DAB1). Gene Ontology annotation, biological process: lateral motor column neuron migration; ventral spinal cord development. Lineage: Eukaryota; Metazoa; Chordata; Lepidosauria; Squamata; Eublepharidae. The record is from RefSeq and is a predicted model, not a curated record. Bases 198 to 1766 code for a protein of 522 amino acids. The transcript is spliced from 13 exons.
GUUCCCAUGGAAAAAAAAUCUCCUCAGUUUGUUACAAUAAAUCCUGAACAUACUAGCUUUGCAGUCUGAAAGGGUGAAUGAGAUGAACUGUCUGGAUUCUACUAUCUGAAAAGCUAAAUUAUUCUCCCAGAGAAUUUUUCUAAAUGACCCUGGCCAAGAUACUGGAUCUGUGUGAAGAGGACUAAGGAUAUAAUAGGAUGUCAACUGAGACAGAACUUCAAGUGGCUGUUAAAACCAGCACAAAGAAAGACUCUAAGAAGAAAGGUCAGGAUCGCAGCGAAGCCACUUUAAUAAAAAGAUUUAAAGGCGACGGUGUUCGAUACAAAGCAAAACUGAUUGGGAUAGACGAGGUUUCUGCAGCACGAGGCGACAAGUUAUGCCAAGAUUCCAUGAUGAAAUUAAAGGGAAUUGUUGCUGCAGCUCGUUCAAAAGGGGAACACAAGCAGAAAAUAUUUCUAACCAUAUCCUUUGGAGGAAUCAAAAUCUUUGAAGAGAAGACAGGACUACUACAGCACCAUCAUGCAGUUCAUGAAAUUUCAUACAUUGCAAAAGAUAUCACAGAUCACCGGGCCUUUGGAUAUGUAUGUGGAAAGGAAGGAAAUCAUAGAUUUGUGGCAAUAAAAACAGCCCAGGCAGCUGAGCCUGUAAUUCUGGAUUUACGAGACCUCUUUCAACUCAUUUAUGAAUUGAAACAAAGGGAAGAGAUGGAGAAAAAGGCACAGAAAGAUAAACAGUGUGAACAAGCAGUAUAUCAGGUUCCUACUAGCCAAAAGAAAGAAGGUGUUUAUGAUGUGCCAAAAAGUCAACCUAUAAGUCUGGAGAAUGGAAACCUGUUGUUGGACAUAGAUGAAAAUCUUGGUAGAGUCACUCAGGCUGUUACCCAACUAGAGCUGUUUGGUGACAUGUCCACUCCUCCUGAUGUAACCUCUCCCCCUACUCCUGCAACUCCCGGUGAUGCCUUUAUCCCAUCUUCAUCCCAGUCACUUCCUGUUGGUGCAGACAUGUUUAGCUCUGUACCUUACAGCACUGCUGCCGUACCCUCAGGUUAUGUUGCAAUGGGAGCUGUCCUGCCCUCCUUCUGGGGACAACAACCACUUGUUCAACAACCACUGGCCAUGGGUUCUCAGCCUCCAGUUGCUCAGGUGAUGCAGGGAGGACAGUCAAUUGCAUGGGGACAACCUGGGAUAUUUUCUCCCACCCAGCAACCAUGGCCAUCUGUAGCUGGUCAGUUUCAACCUGCUGCCUUCAUGCCAACACAAACUGUUUUGCCUUUACAAGCAGCCAUGUUUCAAGGUACCGUUGCUCCCAUUGCUACUGUUCCACCUACAAGUGAUUCCACCAGAUCAAGUCCACAGACAGAUAGACCUAGGCAAAAGGCAGGAAAAGAAAUAUUUAAAGAUUUCCAGAUGGCUCAGCCUCCGCCAGUGCCAUCACGAAAACCAGAUCAGCCUUCCCUCAGUUGUACCUCAGAGGCCUUCUCCAGUUACUUUAACAAAGUUGGGAUGGCACAGGAAGCAGAUGAUUGUGAUGACUUUGACAUCUCUCAGUUAAAUUUGACUCCUGUGACUUCUACAACGCCAUCGACAAACUCACCUCCAACUCCUGCUCCUAGACAAAGUUCUCCAUCCAAAUCCUCAGCAUCUCACACCAGUGACCCUGCUGCAGAUGACCUCUUUGAAGAGGGCUUUGAAAGUCCAAGUAAAAGUGAAGGACAAGAAGCGGAAAAAGAACCUCUCUAUGCCCAGAUCAACAGACCUAAGAAAUAGCGUUGACCCACGCUCGUGGUGCUUCAAAAGAAAAACUGCAACCUUGACAGGCCUUUGGCUUUCACAUUUUCUUUCAGUUGUUCACAUAGAAUUGAAGAUAAUCACAUCACUGGAUUGGCUCAGCAAGCAAGAUUUUUCAUCAAACAGUGGUGUUUCUGUAGGAGAACAUUUUUUAAAAUUUUAAAACACCUACUUUCCAAGCAAAACCAUUUGCCUCUUUUCUGCAAAUUUCAAAUAUCCAGCCUUUUUCUCCCCUCGUCAUAGCCUUUCUCCUUGAAAGCAGGCAAUUCAAAUAUCUUAAAAUAAUUGUCUAAUAAUAUAGAGAACACAGAAAGCAAGCACUUCAUCAAGUCAACAGCAAUUUACCUAUGUGGCUGCACAUUUUUAUGAUAUGGUAUAUUUUUAUGACCAUACCUGAUUGAUUCUGCUGUCCACUCCGUAAUGACAUAUUUGAAAGAGGGGGAAGAGUGUUUCAUUUCUCUCUUUUUUUUAAACUGGUGACAAACUCUAGCAGCUAAAUGCCUCCUGUGAAAACAGUUCUUAACUUGAAACCAUGGAAUGCCAUUCUGUUGAUUAUCUGUCUCAAUUGUAAAAUGUUGCCAAAUGGACCUUUUACGUUCCAGUGCAUCAGAAGAAGAAAAGCUGCUUUUCUGUUUUGAAUACUGCUGUGGGUAGAAAAGGACAUCUAAUCAUAUUGAUGACAAAAAAGACAAACAAUGUGUUAUUUCCUAGGGGAACUCUUGAAACAAAAGACCAGUAAAGAAAUAUUUUUUAUUUCUUUAAUUUCUUGCUGCUGUAAUGCUAUGCAGACAAGUGGAUUUCUUCUCUGUGUGCCAUUUUCAAAGAGAAAAAAAAUCAUUUGCCAAAUAAUUCCAGUAAACAUCUGGAUUUGAUUGGAAUGGACUUUAUUAGCAGGAUGAAGAUGGCAUGAAUUUUGAAAUACUGAACUGAAUCUGUGAUCAAAUUGUUCAUCUUUAUCACUUUUUGUACAUCAGAAAAAAUCAAAUCGGAUUUUUAUUUUAUAACUUGAAAUUUAAAAAAAACUGUUAAAACUCUUUAAAUGUUUAAGAGGAAAUGGCUUUAAGGAGUUUGAAUGAAAUUUGCCAGGUUUUUUUUGUAAAUAUAAAUGUUAUGAGAAUUCUUUUAAUAAUGCCAUGACACUGUAGAGAAGGUAGCAAAUGGCAGUACUUUGGAAGCGUGGAAACCCCAAUUUGUGGUUCUUGCGUCACAUAUGUUUUUUCACAUGCUUAUAAUAAUGGGCUGAGGCUUAAAUGCAUUUGACAGCAUCAGCUAGUUUGUCAGCAACUAGUAAAGUUGGUGGGAACACAUAAUAUCUUGAUUUUACCAUUCAAAUAUUAUGACACGCUCUACAAUUUUUACAGGAAAAGAAAUCACAUCAUAACCAUUUCAUAAUUAAAAAUAAACUGUUUACACACAAAUCAGUGAAACUUUUUAAAAAAACUGUCUCUUUUUUUACAUUUAUGUAAUAAAAGUGCAGUGUUUGGUUCCUAUCUUUAGCACAUGAUUUGCAUAAAGAAUCUAUAUAUUUUUGCCCUACAGAGAAUUGUUAUACAGGUCAAAUGUGAUGUUCCUAUGCAGAUUACAAUAUAUUAAUUUUUAGUGGUUUAUCACUAAAAAAACUUAAUGAACUCAAAUGGUGAAUUCUUUUUAGGGUUUGUUUUUAAAUUGAAACACCAAGAUUUCUGUGUAUUUUCAUUGAUUCAUGUAGGCCUGGAAUUGUAUAUUUCUAUAUGUUUAAAUGAUUUAGAGGAAGGCAUUUUACAAAAGUAGUUGAAAGGUGAAACAAGAUGACAAUUUGGUGAUACUGACAACCAAAUUUCAUAAAUCCAGCCAGUUAUUUUGAAGUAGAUAAUAAAGUGUGUGAAUGAUAUCCUAGAUGUGGAAAUUAGUCUCUAAUAUCAGUGCAAAAGUGAGAUCUACUGCACUCUUUCAGUCACUUUGUUUCUUUAGAUGUUAUCAGAAUCUCUACAGCAAACUCACUUCAAAAGAAUGAUGCGAAAAGUAGCUAUUUAAGAAAUGUGGGACUGUGUAUUUUUUAUUCAAUCAAGAAGAUUCCACAAGUGGUUCUUUCCACGCAGAUAUGAAUAGAAGUUGCUAUGUUCUUCCUAGCAAAUCUCUUUACUGUUUUUAUCCUGAAACAUUCAACCAUAGGAACACAGGAUUUUAAUUCUUCAUUCAUAAAACUUUUGUAUUGUGAUCACUAGUUUUUUUUAGUUAUUCAGCAAUGCAUUUAAAAUAAUAAUUUAAAAGGCUCAAUGAAAACAUUAGUAAUUAUAGGCCUUUGACAGGCUUGCCAAAGUUGUGUAGUCUGUGCAACCAGUACUACCAGUAGCUAUAAAAAUUAUUAAUCUUUGAAUUUCAAAAUCAGAAAUACAAGGAAGUUUGCUUCAUGUAAAUGCUGACUAUUUUCUUGAAACGAGAUUCCACAGCUACCAUGUCCCACUAUCAGAUUAUUCCUUUUUGCCAUCAUCUAGAUGCAACAGAAUAUGGGAGCCCACACUGUAAUAGUAUUGUCGAUAAGUAAUAGGUCUAGGGAAGCAAACAAAACUUUCCCUCCCAUUCUUCACUAGCACUAAAUUUGUCACUUUAAAUUUUAAAACCAGGGAAAUCCAACCUAUCAUUCUGGACUGUCUCCAGUAGUUUCUUGACCCCCCCCCUGCCCUAUAUCAUAGAAAUAUUUUGAUAGAUCAUAGUCAUCCAAUUGUCUGAUGAAACCUCUAAUUGAAUAAAGUACUGGGCACCUUCUUUGCAAAGAUGUUUACUUUCUACUUUGAUUCGUUUUGAUUUCUGCAUUCCAACACAUAUUUUUUUAAUAAAAGAUAAAAUUACUGUUUUGCAGGACAUUUCUAGAUCAACUUUAACUUUACCUCAGAGGAAAACCAUUUAUUUGCUGAACAUCUUUUUUUAAACUUUAUGUAUAACUUUAUGCAUUCAGCAGAAAACCAAUUUUUAGAAUUUUUCCAUUAAUUUCUG